AUGACUCCUGCUUCAUUUCUAUCUACCUAUUGUCUAAUAGAACUCGCGAAAAGUGUCGAAAAGCAAUUCCCGUGCGCUUCAAAAGUGAUUGCUGAAGAUUUCUAUAUGGAUGAUUUAAUGACGGGAGCCGACACCGAGGAUGACUGCUGUCAAUUACAAAGAGAAGUAAGCACAGUGCUAGAUUCAGCAAAGCUACCGUUAAGGAAAUGGUGUUCCAAUUCCGAGUUUGUACUGCAAAACAUGUCUAAGUGUGUUAACGAUCCCUUGUUUGUGUUGGAUAUCGGAGACAAUGACACUGUCAAGUCAUUGGGACUGCAGUGGAAACCAAUUGCCGACCUAUUUCAAUUUGAAAUCGUAUCAAGAUCCAUGGAAGGUACAUUGACAAAAAGAGCUAUACUCUCAGACCUAAACAGAAUUUUUGAUCCACUCGGUUUCCUGUCACCGGUUCUAGUGAAGGGAAAAAUAUUUCUACAACAGCUCUGGUCCAUGAAGAUAGAUUGGGAUGCAAGGCUUCCGUUAAACAUACAGGAAAGAUGGGGUAAAUUUUACGAAGAUCUGGAGCGACUGAAAUAUUUAUCCAUUCCCAGAAAGGCCAUACCUGAACGAACUGAUAUCAUAGAUGUACACGGGUUUUGUGACGCAUCCGAAGAAGCGUAUGCGGCCUGUAUCUACAUUCGUUCUCAGAGCAGCGAUGGAAAAUGGCAUUCCAGACUUCUUUGUGCAAAACCUCGAGUGGCCCCGUUAAAAGAAAAUACAAUACCACGACUUGAAUUGAAUGGUGCCUUGUUAUUAACUGAAUUGACUCAACGGGUCGCUGAUUCAUGGCAAAUCAAUAUUCAUCAGUUCAAACUAUGGAUGGAUUCAACUAUAGUUUUAGGGUGGUUCAAUAGCCAAAGCAGCCGGCUAAAAAUCUAUGUUGCCAAUCGAGUAGCUCAAAUUAUGGAUACUACAGAGGUCAGCCAGUGGAACCAUAUAGGCACGCAGGAAAACCCAGCAGAUAUCCCUUCAAGAGGUUUAAGACCACGGGAACUGUUAACGGCAAGAUUGUGGUGGAACGGACCUACCUGGUUGGAAAGUGAUGAGAAGGAUUGGAUCUUGAAUCCGAUAACCCAUGAUGAUGAGCUACCCGAAGUACGCAAAGUGAAGCUACUGCUAUUAGUGAUCAAACCGUUGAAUAGUAUAUUAGAACACUACUUUGAAUGGAAUUGUAUGCUACGAAGAGUUGCUUGGUUAAUGGUCUAUUCGAAGUACAUGCGUAAGAAAAUCAAUGGGCCUCAAUCCCUAACAAUAUCAGAUUCGGACGAAGCGAGGAAAUCAAUUUUAAGAAUGGUCCAAGCUGAGUGUUUCAGUAAAGAGAUCUCGUCACUAGAAAGGGGACAAGAAGUACCAAGAAAUAGUAUGUUGCGUAGUUUGAAUCCCUUCCUGCGCGAUGGGUUAAUACUUGUUGGUGGAAGACUCGAGAAUUCAGACAUAGCCGAUGGACAAAAACACCCUAUAGUAUUGCCUGCUAGUCAUAAAAUAACCAGGCUAAUAUUUGAAGCAUACCAUCUCGAGCUACUUCAUGGAGGACCUCAGCUCAUGUUAUCUGAAGUUAGACGUCUUUACUGGCCACUGCUAGGUCGAGUAACCGCGAGAUCAGUGGUAUGGCAUUGUGUCAAAUGUACAAAGGCACGUCCACGUUUCAAUCAUCCAAUUAUGGCACCACUCCCAAGAGACCGAGUUCAGUGUACUAGACCUUUCACUGUCACAGGUGUAGAUUUUGCUGGACCCAUAUAUAUUCGCAGUGGUUUGAGGCGUGUAGCUGCUAAGAAGGCUUGGAUUGCUAUAUUUGUUUGCUUCUCAACGAAGGCCAUACAUUUGGAGUUGGCUGACGAUCUUUCAAGUAAGUCUUUCAUGGCGACAUUUCGUUAUUUUAUGGCUAGAAGAGGAAAAUGUGCUAAGGUUUUUAGUGACAAUAGCACAAACUUUGUUGGGGCUCAAAAGGAGUUAAUUUCAAUGAUGAAAAAAGCCAGUGUUGAUCUUGAGAAAGAAGGUAUUGAGUGGCAUUUCAACCCGCCUACUGCUCUACAUUUUGGUGGUAUAUGGGAGAGUGCCGUGAAGAGUAUGAAACACCACAUGAAGAGAGUUAUAUCUGAUCACAAGCUUACGAAUACAGAAAUGCGAACUCUCUUGUGCCAAAUCGAGGCUUGUCUCAAUUCCAGACCGAUGACUCCACUAAAUAGUGAUCCUUCUGACUUGGCAGUCCUUACUCCAUCACACUUCUUGAUUGGAGGAGCUAUGUUGUUACCAGAUGAACCAGACAUAUCUAAGGAAGAGCCCAAUGGUCUACGUAGAUGGCAACUAGUGCAAAAUUUGAUGCAGACCUUUUGGAAGCGGUGGUCGAGAGAGUAUCUACCACAGACUCAAAUUCGUGGCAAGUGGACAAGCAAGAGCGCACAGCUAGCAAAGAACGAUGUCGUUAUUAUCAAAGAUGAUUGUAUGCCUCUAGCCAGAUGGAAGUUAGGAUUGGUUAUGGAAUUGCAUCCUGGCUCUGAUGGUGUAGUCCGGGUUGUCACCAUAAGAACAGCAAACGGAACGCUCAUGCGUCGGCCAAAAUUGGCUGACGUGGGUUACGAACAGCACCUCAUACAAGAGCAAUGGGCGUCAAAGGAUAAGUUACACCUGAUACGAUCCAUGAUGAGACUAAGGAAAAAAGGAACGUUGCCGCCAGUCUAUCCGAAUGGAUGGUUUGCGCUCCUGGACUCCGAUCAACUCAUCGUCAAUCAAGUCAAGUACGUGACGGCUCUAGCUGAAAUAUUUGAUGUAGUAACAGGAAAAUCAAAGAAACCAAUUUUAGCAAAAAUCGGUAAUGAAACUGAAGAUGAAGCGAGAAAAAGGCAAAUAGGCAUGAAACAUAAAUCUGAGCAUGAAACAAGUGUACCUUAUACUCCUGAACAAAAUGGAAGAGCUGAAUGUUCAAUGAGGACUAUUUGUGAGGCAGCCAGAACAAUGAUCUAUGCCAAGAAUUUUCCAAAAUCACUGUGGGCAGAAGCAGUCAAUACAGUAGUGUUCUCAUUCAAUUAUACUGGUAAUUCAGGGAAAGUAUGUAAAACUUCAUAUGAGUUAUGGUUUGAUAAACUUCCUAAAAUAGAAAAGUUCGUAGAAUUCGGAAUAAAUGCAUAUAGUUUAGUUCCAAAACAACGACGAAAGAAGUGGGAUACAAAAAGUCGAAAAGGAUACUUUGUUGGAUAUUCAGAAACUUCAAAAGGGUAUCGUAUUUGGUAUAAAGAAAAUAACGAGGUGUCACUUAGUAGAGACGUUAUUUUCAAGGAUGAAAGUGUUGUAAAUGACCAACGUGUAGAAUGUUCUAAUAAUUUAAAUGAUAGUAAUAACAUUGAUGUUCUUAGCUUACACAAAGACGGCUCUUUAGAACACAGCAAUACAUCAGAAGGGGAUUAA
This is a messenger RNA of Metopolophium dirhodum (rose-grain aphid), 3438 nucleotides long. RefSeq lists its product as uncharacterized. Gene Ontology annotation, biological process: DNA integration. Lineage: Eukaryota; Metazoa; Arthropoda; Insecta; Hemiptera; Aphididae. Gene Ontology annotation, molecular function: nucleic acid binding. Bases 1 to 3438 code for a protein of 1145 amino acids. The transcript is spliced from 4 exons. The record is from RefSeq and is a predicted model, not a curated record.